Molecule: messenger RNA, 3677 nt
Organism: Homarus americanus (American lobster)
Lineage: Eukaryota; Metazoa; Arthropoda; Malacostraca; Decapoda; Nephropidae
Gene: Etf-QO
Product: electron transfer flavoprotein-ubiquinone oxidoreductase, mitochondrial-like
Exons: 11
Coding region: 21-1907 (628 amino acids)
Biological process (GO): electron transport chain
Cellular component (GO): mitochondrial inner membrane
Molecular function (GO): iron-sulfur cluster binding; electron-transferring-flavoprotein dehydrogenase activity; FAD binding
Source: RefSeq, a predicted model, not a curated record
GAGGACAUUGGCAGUGUGCCAUGGACUUACUUAAGUCACUUGUACCCCAGUGUCUUGACGGUCAGGUAAAAGGAAGGACUAUCAUGGCAUUUGUAGCUGGCAGGAUAUCCUUUCGUGCUGCACACUUGCGUCAUGCAGCAAGAAUAAGACGGUGGUACUCAAGUGAUGCUGUUCCUCGCAUAACAACACAUUACACACGGGUGCCGAGGGAAACAGACCCACGAUGGACAGACGUGGACAUGGAACGCUAUGCAGAUGAGGCUGAUGUAGUGAUCGUAGGUGGUGGUCCAGCUGGUUUGGCUGCAUCCAUACGACUCAUGCAGCUGGCACAGGAAGAAGAAAAGGAGAUUAGGGUGAUGGUGGUGGAGAAAGCGGCAGAUAUUGGUGCCCACACCUUAUCUGGAGCAUGUUUGGAGCUCCGUGCUUUGGAGGAACUCUUUCCAGACUGGAAGGAACGCAAUUCUCCGAUAAAUACUCCAGUUACAGCAGACAAGUUUGCUUUCCUCACAGAAAAAAGACGAAUUAAUAUACCAAUAUUACCUGGUAUGCCAAUGCACAAUCAUGGAAACUACAUUGUGCGUUUGGGACACUUUGUUCGUUGGCUUGGCGAGCAAGCAGAAGAGUUGGGUGUUGAGAUUUAUCCUGGCACUCCAGCAUCAGAAAUAUUAUACAAUGAAGAUGGAGCGGUUGCAGGCAUUGCUACAAGUGAUGUAGGCAUUGCUAAGGAUGGCUCUCCAAAGGACUCUUUUGCACGAGGGAUGGAGUUGCGGGCAAAAUGCACAAUCUUUGCAGAAGGUUGUCAUGGCCAUCUUGCCAAACAGCUGUAUACCAAAUUCAAUCUACGUGAAAACUGUGAGCCUCAGACGUAUGGCAUUGGGCUCAAGGAAUUAUGGGAGGUAAAACCUGAAAACCACAAGCCUGGAACCAUUGAACACACUGUUGGAUGGCCACUUGACAAAAACACGUACGGAGGUUCGUUCCUGUAUCACCUGAAUGAAGAGCAGCCACUAAUUGCUCUUGGUUUUGUCAUUGGGUUGGACUACACAAACCCCUAUUUACACCCAUUCAGAGAGUUCCAAAAGUUUAAACAUCACCCGUCUAUAGAAUCCAUAUUGCGUGGUGGGUCGAGGAUUUCAUAUGGAGCCCGGGCCUUGAAUGAGGGAGGAUUACAGUGCAUCCCCAAACUGACUUUCCCUGGAGGAUGUCUUGUAGGGUGUUCACCAGGUUUCAUGAAUGUGCCAAAGAUUAAGGGAACACAUAAUGCCAUGAAGAGUGCCAUGGUUGCAGCUGAGAGCAUAUUUGAUGCUCUUAGUGAUGAGAAGAAUGCUGAAGCCACUUGGAUUGAGCCAGCCACUUACGAGGAGAGAAUAAAAGAGUCUUGGGUGUGGAAGGAACUGCACUCUGUUCGUAACGUUCGCCCGUCCUUCCACAAUCCCCUUGGCUUAUUUGGUGGUCUACUCUAUACUGGUCUCUUCUACAUCCUAGGACGAGGGAAGGAACCUUGGACAUUGAAACAUGGAGGAAUUGAUGCACAAAGUUUAAAGCCAGCAGAUCAGUGCAAACCAAUUUCCUAUCCUAAACAUGAUGGAGAGAUUAGUUUUGAUCUACUGAGCUCAGUUGCAUUGACUGGUACCAACCAUGAUCAUGACCAACCUGCUCACCUGACCCUGAAGGAUGAUUCUGUGCCUGUGGAAAGGAAUCAUGGAAUCUUUGAUGGACCAGAAGGUCGCUUUUGUCCUGCAGGCGUGUAUGAAUACGUGCCAUUGGAGGUUGGUGAUGGUGUAAGACUUCAGAUCAAUGCCCAGAACUGUAUCCACUGUAAAACGUGUGAUAUAAAGUGCCCUUCCCAGAAUAUCAAUUGGGUUGUACCUGAGGCUGGUGGUGGACCUGCCUAUGAUGGAAUGUAAAGUGGUUGUCUAAAGUGUUAAAUUAAUUGGGAUAAAAUGAAAUUGUACAUAGGGAUGAAGAAAUGAAACUUUUAUUGUACAAAUGUGAAUAUCAGAGAUAUUUUUUACAGUUGGUAUUUAUUCCUGGUUUAGACAUGAAAAAGUAAUACAUUUUCACCAUUUAGUUUAGUUACUGGAAUCAUUACAGACCAUAGGUAUGAGUCUCCUCUAAUUCUUCAAAGUUGUAUUCCACCUGAGGUAUGGUUGAGACAGUUACUGUAUACGUGGUUGUAGCCAGAAGACAUCAAGGUAUGCUGAUUGGCAACAGAUAUUUUUGUACAUAAAAUCAGUAGUUGCUUAAAUAUCACUUAUAUUUCAGUAAUGUUCGAGCCAAUACUAAUGGGUGAGAGGCCUACACCACCUCAGAGAAGUUGCCAAAGGGCUUCACAAAGAUUCCCAGCAAAAGCAAAGCAUGGGAAAUUUAUAUUGGUUUGCAAAAAAUGUAAUGCAACUGUUGUGGGAUAUAUCUAAUGUGCUGGGACCCUCCAUACUGCACCUGAUGCAGUAUAUGUUGGAAAAAGAUUAAAUAUACAUCACCGAUAAGUCUCAUGAAAUUACAUAGUCUUCUCUUCAUUAUUGGCACAAAGUGAUUUUUGUGUGGCAUUUGAAAACAUUUUGUCUCAUAUUACGUAGUUUUAUGAGAUACUUUACUCUGACACAGGAGUACUACUUCAUCAUAAUGAUGAAAAUAACAUAAGUUACUUGGAAUCAUCUGGUUUUCAUAAUAUUGUAUGGAGAAGAAUGAAAAUGACAUGUGCACUACUCCAGUUCUCCUUAUUUUAAUGUCUUCAUUAUUCUUCUUAUGAAUUAUUUCACCCAAUUAGCUCUCUUGACUUACCCAGGGGUCAGAGGAGAGGUUGGGAAAUACAAUGCAAUGCAGUACAUAAUAUGUUUCAGUGAUACACGGAUCUUAGUAGGUUAUGGUCCAGAGCUCCUCAUGUAUGAACUUGGAAAUGCAAGUAAAAACAGGUCAGCAGCUGCCCUAAGGUUUGGAUAUUUAGUAGCAGUAUUUUCAUUGCUCCAGUAAUCACUGAAGCCUUUACAUUUAAACAAUGCUUUUGGCUUGAGAGCCAUGCUCAUUUCAAUUAAUUCCUGCUGUUAGUUAGUUUCUACAACUGCAUUUUCUAUUUAAACAUCGAAUGGAGUAGCAAUCCAGUCAGGAACCCACAUAUUCUCAAUAUCUUCAAAAUGAUCUACUGUAUUACCUAUUUAAACAUUUAAAAUUAACUUUUCACCCCUAGAAUUAUAUUGGCCCAUGUCAACCCCUAGAUAUUUAUUGAUCCCCUGCACAGUUUCAUCGACCCCUGAGGGUCUAUAUCUAACACUUUGGGACCCACUGGAUUUAGACUGUACUGUUAACUUUCUUUGUUUAUUUGGGCCAUAAUCCAGUUUAAUUCUGGACUACCCCACUCACUCAGGUCUUUUGGAACCAUUUAGCCAUUUGUACUCAAUAACUGAAGUACUGUGUGUUAUGAUAUUUCUUUUUAAUUUUGGUAUAUGCAAAUUAAUUUAUAAGGUUAUCUAUAUAUUUCACAUACUGUAGUUACAUAUUAUGUUAUUGGGAACAGUCUUUGUACAUUAUUCUAAGAAUCAAAUACAAGCAACUUAGCAAUGCAAUAAUGAUUAAGUUUGGUAAAUGUAAAUACAGUAAUUUAAAUUGAUUUUGUAACUAGGUUUUUCUUAAUGAAAUAAAGAUGGAAGUUAAAAUUUGCUUCCUUGAUGUAUGUUUUU